CGUGGUGCCGCAAAUAAACCAAUACAUGGAGGUGAGGAGGAUGAAUGAGACAAAUAUCUCAACGUUAUUUGCCCAAGCUUCCGCUGUUAGGAAUAUGAAGCUGACUGUCUUGUUUGCUGCAAUUGAAUUUUUUUUAAGGAAAUGUAAAAAAUAGGCUUUCCCAAUGACUUCAACGUUUUUGCAUGUUUUUGGCAGGUCGUCACUCACUUGUAAUAGUGACGUCAGCUCGCCAUUAGCUCCAAUUGAAACUUUGACAACUGUGGAACGAUGAUUACACAUGUGAGAAACUCCCUGUCACACCUGUUCAACCGGCCCCUCCCAGUAUUUGAGAGCAUGUGAUUGGUGUGAGCUGGCAUUUCAGCUUUGCUGUCCCUCAGUGAUUUUACUAGUUUUUUUGGUUUGUUUCAGCACUUCACUUAUAACCUGUUGAAACCGCGUUUGUGCUCAUCAACACAUUCAGCUCUGCUUUGUUGAAAUCCGGCCUCAUUCUUCGUUUUGCGAGAUGUCUGAAGCUUGGACUGGAGAAGACAGCUUCGCCUGUCCAGUGUGCCUGGACGUCUUAAAGGACCCUACAACCCUGCCAUGUGGACACUCCUACUGCUUAUCCUGCAUCCAGAGUCACUGGGACAAGGAGCUCAGUAAGGGUCAGUACAGCUGCCCCCAGUGUAGGCAGAUCUUCAACCCUCGGCCUUCUCUGGCCAGAAGCACGGUGCUGGCAGAGGCCAUGGAGAAGCUGAGAACCAACAGCCUCAAGGAACGCUCCUCCACAGCCUCUGCCCCCUCAGCCCCACCAUCAAUGCCUAUCUAUGAAGAGGUCCUACCAGCUUUGGGCCCAAGGAAGGGCAGCGCGUACCCUCAGCUUCCUCCAGUGGAAGCCAAACUCUGCCCUCAACACAACCGGCCUUUGGAUCUGUUCUGCUGUGAGGACAGGGAGUGUGUCUGCGAGGGCUGUUGCCAGUAUGGACACAAGGGACACCGUGUGCUCAAACCACGAGACGAAAGAAAAGAAAGACAGAAGGAGAUCGUUCAGAUGCAGGCGGAGGUGCAGAGAAGAAUCCAGGAGACGGAGAAGGAUCUCAAUGUGCUUCCACAUGCUGCUCGUCAACACAAGGCCAUGAUGCAAGCUGUGGAAAGGGAGAGCUCAUGUGUUUUCUCCGAGUUGGUCAAAGACUUGACUGAAACCGGAGCUCAAAUCAGUGAGCUCCUUGGUAGCCGUGAAAGCAGCUUGGGAAACGACGUGGAGGGCCAGAUUCACAGACUCCAGCAGGAGGUGGCACAGCUUCAUUGGAGGAGUGAGGAACUGAGCAGGCUGGCUGACAUGCAGGACAAUGUUUGCUUCUUGAAGAAUUUCUUCCUUAUGGAGCCGCUGGGGCAAAAGGCUGUUGCAGCAGGGUCGGUGUUGAGUCAGGAGGAAGCGGUUGUGACCUCCGUCCGCUCAGUCAUCAAAGAGCUGCAGGAGUCCAUACAGGACAUAUCCAAAGCCAGCAUUGACAAGAUCGUCACACUAGUGAAUUGUAAACCUGUGGUUCAAACUCCCAAUGGUGUGGAAGCGCCUGAAGCGGCUGGAACAGCACACUCAGACUACUUUGGCCAGGCCACAGCAAGCGCAGCAGACGCUACAAAUCCUCCGCCUUUGCCACCUCUACGACCUCAAGUGAUGGAGCCGCCCAGAGUGGGGCGCUCUGCAAGUCUUCAAGUCUCAGCCUCAUGUCCACCUUUCCCACCUCCUCGGCCUCGAGCAUCUUUGAACGCACCCAGUGGUUACAUGAACCCAGAGCCUAAAACGAGAGAGGAGAUGCUGAAAUUCCGCUUCGAGCCUACCUUUGACCCCAACACAUCAUAUCGCCACGUGCAUGUGAUAGACCAACACAAGGCCGUAAUGAAAGCAGAGAACCUGAACCCGCCAGAUCAUCCCGAACGCUUCAUGUUCUGGAGACAGGUUUUCUGCAAAGAGCCCCUGGCAGGCAGCCCUUACUACUGGGAGGUGGAGUGGACCGGCAAGAAGGUGACCAUUGGUGUAGCUUAUAAGGAGAUGGCGCGGGAUACUACUGAUGACAGCAGCCGCAUGGGCCAUAACGCCUUGUCGUGGGGACUGUACUGGUCUGGAACCGGCUUCUCGUUCUGGCACAAUAACCAGGAAAAGAUGCUGGGCGCACCCAAGGCCAGACGGAUCGGCAUUUACCUGGACCAGCAUGUGGGGAUUCUGAGCUUUCACAGCGUCUCAAACAACAAGGCGACCCUCAUCCAUCGGCACCAGACACAGUUUACUGGGCCGCUGUACCCAGGUUUCCGGUUUUGGUCAGGGAUAGGAGAUACUGUGAUUAUUUGCCAAUUGGACUGAGAUAACUGUCAAAGAUGAUACACCAGCUCUUGAUAUCAGGCGUGUUAAAGAAACUUGGAUGCAUUGUCUAAGGUCUUGUUUUGUCGCUCAAAAUGCAAAAAGAAAAGCAUCUCUGCGGGAAAAAAAAAUGCUCUGCUUGCGUUAUACUGUUUUUAAAAUUUGAAGUAAAUAAAGGCUUAUCAAACUCUCAA
Molecule: messenger RNA, 2532 nt
Organism: Oryzias latipes (Japanese medaka)
Lineage: Eukaryota; Metazoa; Chordata; Actinopteri; Beloniformes; Adrianichthyidae
Gene: ftr86
Product: finTRIM family, member 86
Molecular function (GO): protein binding; zinc ion binding
Source: RefSeq, a predicted model, not a curated record